AUGUCCAAGGAGGCGGCCAAGACUCCGAGGGAGGAUGGCGGCAUGGAGAGGAAGGGUGACGGCAAGGCAUCGAAGAAGCUGAUCGGCGGUCACAUCGAGCUCGGCCACGUGCUCGGCGUUGGCGGUUUUGGCAAGGUCUACAACGCGUACGAUGUGACAAAGAAGGUGCAUGUGGCAGUGAAGAUGAUUAACAAGGCGCUGGUGCGCAGCAGCGGCAUCCAGUCCUACGUGGAGCGCGAAAUCGAAAUGAUGCGCAAGAUGAAGAACCAACAUGUGGUGCGUCUUCUGGAGGCCAUCGAGACGUCCAAGGCGUACAACCUUGUCAUGGAGCUGGCCCCGAACGGGGAGCUUUUCGACAAAAUUGUGGACUCAAAACGCUUCGACGAGGAAACAGCGCGCAACUACUUCCAGCAGCUCAUUUGCGCCGUGCACUACUGCCACCGCAUGAACAUCGUCCACCGUGAUCUGAAGGCUGAGAACUUGCUGCUCGGUGAGAACAACGUGCUAAAGGUGUGCGACUUUGGACUCUCCCGCUACACGAAGGAGGGCCGUUUCAACGACCACGAGGUGCUCUUUACCUCUCUGGCAGGCAGUAUUGAUUACCAGGCACCCGAGGUGCUCAAGGAGCGGGGAUAUGAGGGGGAUUCGUGCGACAUGUGGAGCUGUGGCUGCGUCCUCUUCUUCAUGCUCUGCGGCUACCUUCCCUUCACGGACCGCUCAGACGGACUCACACGCAAGCGUAUUAUGAGCUGCCAAUACAAUAGGACAAGUCGCUAUCUCCCAGAGCAGGCUGCCGAUCUCAUCGCUCACCUGCUAGUCCCCUUCCCCUCCGCCCGCUAUACGACCGCGGAUGUGAUUCAGCACCCAUGGUUCCGUGUCAACCUCGAUCCCAGCAUGUUCCCUGACGACAAUGUGGUACCAACACCGAUGAGCCCACUUGGCAGCGGCGAGUUCAUUCAGCGCGUCAUCACCCCUCAGCUCAGCACCGGUAGCUUUGGUGCGGCCCCGUCACCCACCACCAGCAAGGCAGACGAGAUGCACCAGGCAUUCCAGAGCUGCAACAUCACGGGUGACGGCUUCCUCAACAAGGAGGAGGUGCGCGACGCCCUCAUAAAGCUCAAUGACGGUAAUCAGGUGACGGAGCAGGAGGUGAAGGAUUUCAUGAGCAACUUCCAGGUGGACCAGGAGGGCCGCAUUACGGAGGAAGAAUUUGUGAUGGGGUGGACAAAGCACCAGAACAACCUUGGCUCAAAGUACGACCUCUCCAAGAUGGCACACCUGUUCCACUACGACUUAGAAAAGGAGUUCCUGCAAGUAGUGCGCCAGGCCUUCGAUUCGAUCGACUCCGAGCACUCGGGCAUCAUCACCAAGGAGAAACUCAAGAGCUUGAACUUGGGCCUGACCGACAAAGAUGCUGAGUCUGCAUUCUCUUCGGUGGACACGGAGCACAAGGGCCUUUCCUCCCUUACUUUCGAGGGCUUCGUGUGCCUCUGCUUGAAGUACGACUUCUUCAAGAACCACCCACUCGCCAUCCGCUUGCGCCGACUAAAUGCCUUCUUCGAGGCCACUGAGCACGCCGCCUUCCGUGCUUCGCUGAACACCGGUUACACGGUUGCCGGCCAGCGCGAGGUGAUCAAGGCGCUCCUCCUGAGCAAGCAGGAGUCUCUUUCCACCACCUUCGAGGAGGGCGAUGGGAACGGCUUUCUCUACGGUACCUACACCCAAGACUCCAAGAAGGUACUGGAGAUCGGCGUGCGGCUGCUCCCCGCGGCAGCCGGCUAUACCAAGGUAAUUGUGUACCGCAUUGGCGGGAAGACCAUUGAGUUCCACAAGUGGUUUCUCGACCUGCGACGACUAAUGAAAGAUGAGCUGCUACGCUGCGAGGAGGACACGGCCGUGAAGGGCGAGCCGGAGUUGAUGUAA
Messenger RNA from Leishmania mexicana MHOM/GT/2001/U1103, 1923 nucleotides. Its product is annotated as putative protein kinase. The transcript has a single exon. Bases 1 to 1923 code for a protein of 640 amino acids. Gene Ontology annotation, molecular function: calcium ion binding; protein serine/threonine kinase activity; ATP binding. The record is from RefSeq and is a predicted model, not a curated record. Gene Ontology annotation, cellular component: cytoplasm. Gene Ontology annotation, biological process: protein phosphorylation; intracellular signal transduction. Lineage: Eukaryota; Euglenozoa; Kinetoplastea; Trypanosomatida; Trypanosomatidae.